This is a messenger RNA of Amphiprion ocellaris (clown anemonefish), 5433 nucleotides long. Its product is annotated as CD109 antigen-like. Gene Ontology annotation, cellular component: extracellular region. The record is from RefSeq and is a predicted model, not a curated record. Gene Ontology annotation, molecular function: endopeptidase inhibitor activity. Lineage: Eukaryota; Metazoa; Chordata; Actinopteri; Pomacentridae. The coding region runs from base 844 to 5097 and encodes 1417 amino acids. The transcript has 32 exons.
CUGCUGGUGAAGAAGAACCAGUGCAGGUUUUCAUUAUGCCUGUCACCAUGUUCCGAAGUGAAAAUUUUAAUUACUGCUCAGUGGUCUAAACAUGGCCAGUGUUCCACCCAUAAUGUCACCUCAUAUCCUCCAUGCUGCUAUUUUUUGCCUCCAACUCUCUGUGGAGCCUGUAUUUUUGUGCCACAUAGACACAGUGUAGAACAAACAACUGGAGGAUAUUCCUUUUUUUUUUAAAUUUCAAAAGCUCCCAAGAUCAAUAGCAGCUGCUGUUUUUGGACACAAUGUUUUCGGACAACUGCCUUUUCUGAUCACUCUCGUAAUUUUCUCUUGAGACAACACUGCCUGCUGGCCUGUCAUCCUCUGUUGACACUGGAUAAUUAAAAUGUCAAGCCUGUUUAUCACGUCGCUGGAUUGUGCUAUUAUGGAUUCAGAAAGGCGAGUCCUGUAAUGCAGCAAAAUGUAGAAUGAAGGUUUGAAUAGCAGCCUCUAUUUGCAGAUAACACACCAAGAAUUAAACUCCCAGGUGGCUUUGUGUCACAUAUCUCACACAGCUUCUGACAUCCAAGACGUUAUUUGCUUCUCGGCGUGGAUAUGAUAACACCGGAGUGUCUCUCUCUGGGCUUUGGACAGGACUGGGAAUUGGCAGGAGCUGAAUAGACAGACGAGAUGCGUCCCCCUGGGCAGAGGCGUUGAGAGUGUGUGAACAUCCCUAUACCCUACUUCAUUCAUUGUUUGUGACAAAGUAUGUAUGUGUGAUGAGAUGUGUGUGAGCAUGUGAGUGUGGCCCCCUGGCGUGUUGGAGUGGGAACAGGAAGGUGGAGUUUUGUCACCUUACGUUCUCACAUGUCCAGGUCAGUUAAGUUACAUGAGGCUGUCUGUCCGGUGUCUGGAAGGAAAGUUGCGACUGUCUCGAAAAACAUGAGCAAGAUCUGGACCUUACUUGUGUGUUUGGAGGUCGUGCGUUUUGCUGUUCCUGGUUCGGCACAGAAUUCAUCCAGUCCGACACUGUUCCUGAUCUCAGGUCCAGAGGUGUUGCACGCUGGUACAUGGACUCAGCUGGCCGUCACUGUUUUUGCUGACUUUCCUGGCAGGGUGACAGCCGAAGUGACACAUGGUGACACGAAAGUGACCCAAACGGAGGACUUUCAAGGAGGUUUGACCAGUUUCAUCACUCUUCCCCCUAUUCCUGGCUUCAUAACCCAGAAUUCCCUCUUAAACUUGACGUUGAGGGGCUACAGGGAGGACACUCUCAUUUUCACCAACACCACCACCCUCUGCUUCGACCUCAGGAAUGUCUCCUCCGUCAUCCAAACCGACAGAUCACAUUAUGAACCUGGGAACACCGUCAAAGUCAGAAUUGUCGUCAUUCAGUUGGAUAACCGGCCAUACAAAGGCAGAGUGGAUAUCUCUGUAUGGGAUCCCAGUGGGAAAGCCGUUGACAGGUGGGAGUCCACAGGGAAUCUGGGGAUUGUGUUGCAGGAAUUCACUUUAUCCCAGAUGUCUCCUCUUGGACGGUGGACGAUCACAACCACAGUCAAUGGUGUGACUGAUGAGAAAGCAUUCAUAGUGGAGCAUUACGAGCAUCCUCAUUUUGAAGUGUUGGUGAAGAUGCCUCCACAGAUCCUCGUUGGAGAUGACAUCACAGGAUCAGUGAGAGCGCUUUAUCCCAGUGGACAACCUGUCCAUGGAACAUUAGUUGUUUCAGUUAUCAUGGACGAUGCCUCUCCGUUCCUACUAACACAAACUAAAGAGAUUUAUGGGUCAACACAGUUUUCUUUCAGUGAAGAUCAGCUUCAGGCUCUACACACUACAUCAGCAUUUAGCAGCAAUAACCAUGUCACUGUACACAUUGCUGCCUGUGUUAAUGACAGCUCCACAGGAAUUAAAGUGAACAAAACAGUUGAAGUCCACCUGAUGAAGAACAUGUUCCAGCUUAUGUUCCACGAUUUUCCACCCACACUGAAGCCAGGUUUACACUUCUUCACAAACCUUAGGAUCUCAAGAUAUGACAGAACACCACUCAGCGCUUCAGACCACAUACACUUUGCUGUGGUUGAAGUCACUCAGAGAACCUCCAUGAUGAAUGCAGAAACUACAACUCUGACUCUUCCUGUGCCCGAGGAUGGAGACGUCCACAUUCAGUUUAGAUUACAGGAUCAAGUAGUGAUGAUUUUUAUUCGAGCCACAUUCCAGUCAAGUGAGGAGACUUUGAAGGUUUACACCAACUACUCCUCUCCUCGUGGAUCAUAUAUUCAGAUCUCCCCAAUUAGCGCCUUAUCUGCACAGAUCGGAUUGCCUUUUGGACUAAACGUGGAGAGCACCUUUCAACCAUCGGAGCUUCACUUUGUGGUGAGCUCUCAAGGUCAAGUGGUGUCUGCUGGAACAUCGAACUCCCUCUCAUUCUCUGUGACACCAGCGCUGUCCUGGUCCCCUGAGGCCUGUGUCACUGUCUACUGCAUCGUUUCUGACGGAGAGGUCGCCACUGACACAGCACGCAUACCCAUCAAUCACCACAACUAUGUAUCUCUAAACUGGAGCAGUGACCGGACCCAGCCAGGUGAGGAGGUAUCGCUAACUGUAACUACUCUUGAAUCCAUGUCCCGGGUUGGAAUCGUAGUACUGGGGAAAGGACACGAAGAUUCUCAGGAGUUUGACAUGGACGUCAAAACUGAACAGGAAUGCAAUCUCAGGAUGCUGACCAAUGCAAGACUGUAUAAGAAAAAGCAGCCUGAUGGAGAUAAAAAUGGGUUUUCAGAGGGAGACGUCCUGAUGAUACAGAAGUACUGGAGACACUUGAUGAAUGUCACUGAAUCCUUCUUGUGGUUAGACACUGCUGUAAGUGAGAAAACAUGGACAAGUGACAAAAUAACAGUGCCUGAUGGUGUUACCUCUUUGAGAGCAUAUGCGCUGGUGAUGUCAGAGAAUCUGGGUUUGGGUUUCACUCCUGAACCCCAAAAGCUGAUUGUGUCCAAAGAUUUCUCCUCGUUUCUGGAUGUUCCACCACAUCUCAUCAUAGGAGAGGAGAUUGUCCUGCAAGUGAACAUCAUCAACCAUUUAGUGCAGGACAUAGAGGUCAUUGUGCUGCUAGCACAGAGCGAGACCUUUGAGUUUGUUUUGACAGACCGAAGGGGUGCGUCUGUUAUAAAUGCACAAAAACUCACCUUGGGGAGUCAUGCGUCUGCUUCAGCACUAUUCCCUAUAAAGCCUUUGGCUCCAGGCGAGAUGGAAAUAUCUGUGGACGCUGUAUCUGCAGACGGCUCAGACAGCCUUACUCGGAGAGUGAUGGUGAAGCCUGCAGGAAUUGAACAGACCUUCUCACAGACUCUGUUCUUGGAGCUGGAACCAGGCAAGUACAACAGUUCCAGAUCCGUCUCCUUCUAUCCAGCAGAUGUGGUACCGGGCAGCCAGAGGGCCUCCGUGGUGUUGGUCGGUGAUAUCUUGGCUUUGUCCAUUAACAACUUGGAUUCGCUGAUUCAGAUGCCUAUUGGAUGUGGGGAACAGAACAUGAUCCGCUUUGCUCCAAGUGUUUAUGUUCUCCAGUACCUGGACAAGUCGACCCAGGAUAACGCAGAGAUCAGGAGCAGGGCUCUGGGCUCCAUGAUGGAUGGAUAUAAGAGACAGCUGUCCUACCAACGAGACGACGGUUCAUUCAGCGCUUUUGGAACCAGUGACACUGCUGGCAGCACAUGGCUGACAGCCUUUGUGCUGCGCUCCUUCCUCCAGGCUAAGCCCUACGUCCAGGUAGACCAGAGCGUCGUGUCCAGAGCCAUGACUUGGCUCUUCAAGCAGCAGGGACCUCAGGGGGAGUUCAGGGAAGCGGGCAGGUUGAUCCACACAGAGAUGCAGGGAGGGCUGGAUAAUGGCCCAGUGGCGCUCACUGCUUAUGUACUGGUGGCGGUUCUGGAGGACGAGGCCUAUGCAGAGAUAUACCGAGACAAUGUGUCUCUGGCCCAGAAGUACCUGGAGAACCAAGUGUCCAGUGGUGUUGUCAGUAACUACAGCCUAAGUCUGGUGGCUUAUGCUUUAGCCCUGAGAGGCAGUACGGUAGCUGGCACUGCCCUCACUGAGCUCAACAGCAGAGCUGACUACAGAGAUGGAGUCAAGAUGUGGAGAUCCUCUGCUGGCCUGAGGUCACGUGACUGGCAGCCCCGAUCGGUGCAGAUUGAGAUGACCUCCUAUGUGCUGCUGGCUCUAUUUAGGCGGGGCAGCUUUAUUGAGGGCAUCAAGCUUAUGAAGUGGUUAAGCAUGCAAAGGAACCAUCUAGGGGGCUACGGGACAACACAGGACACCAUCGUUGCCCUUCAGGCUCUGGCUUGCUAUGCUGCGUUCAGUGGUGCCAACGCCAUAGACCUCAGGUUUAAUAUAUCUACCCCAGCAUCUUCCUCACUCUUUCGAAUCAACUCCACCAACUAUCGAGCGUAUCAAAGCCAAGAGAUUAAUGCUGAAAAAGAUCCACAUCUAAAUAUAUACAUGGAAGGAAGAGGAUUUGCCUUAUUUCAGCUGAAUGUGUUUUAUCACCUGGAGAGCAGAGCGUUUUCACAAAACCUCCAGCAAGCCAGAGGCGAGGAAGCAUUCUCAUUAGAUGUUGACGUUAUGGAUGACAGUGACCACAGUCACAUGAUGUUGUCUAUAUGCAUAAGAUUAAAGGACAAUCAGGUGAUACCUCAUACAGGUAUGGCUAUAUUGGAUGUGGGCAUGCUCAGUGGUUUCACUCUCUCCCCUGGAGCUGCUGUCCUGGGAAAUCUUAUCAGGAAGGUGGAGGAAUGGCCUGAGAAAGUCAGCCUGUACCUGGAUUCAAUUACUAAGUCAAAGGUUUGCAUCAUACUUCCUAUUGUGACAAAUUACAAAGUGGCCCAUGUACAGGAUGCCGUGGUGCAGGUUUACGACUACUAUGAACCCAGCAGAAAAGCAACCGCUACAUACAAUCCACGUUUUCUUCACAGCGUGGACUCCUGCUUCUUCUGUGGUGCAAACUGUGCUGACUGUAGGCCAGGAAUCACCAUCAUUGUGUCCUCUGCAAAUUACUCUACUAGUAGCAGCAUCUAUAGCCUAAGUUGUCUAUUUCUGGGACUCGUGUCUUUCCUUGUUGUAGUGUGAUUAGAUGGAGUUUAAAACAGUACACAUAUAUUGAGAGAAAUAGCUUUAGUAUUUACACACAUUGAGAUGCACUGGAUGCAUGUUUCUUUUAUGCAAAAGUUCAUAUUUCUUGACAGAUGACUGUAAUAUUUAGGGGAUUGUUCACACAACGCUCUGUUGCUCAGUGCACAGUGGAGCCCUCUACUGUUUACAAUGUGUUUUGUAUGCUUUUUGAAAAGAGGAGAGUCAGAAAUGAUUGUCCUUGGUAACUUUGUACCUGUUCAUUAUGUAACCAGCCUAUUUUUUGGUUUGAUACAUUAUAAACAAAUAAAUAUGGAUUUGUACUUACUUCUUAAA